UUAUAAGUUUUUUUAUUUGGCAAUCAUCAUCAUCCUCAUCAUCUCAUGAAAUUGUUUGUUUAAGCUUUCGCAUCAAUUCGGGAUUAAAAUAUAGAAUUGCUUAGCUCGUUCCUCUCUAGCCCGAGGGCUUUUCGUUUAUAUCCAAAAGUUCCUACUUCCCUCAGCCCGCCCUUUCUUCUUUCCAAUUGCCACAUCAUACAUCUUAAGUAUAUCCACGUAUUUCCCAACUCAUCACGACGUCUUCUUCUCGUUUAUCCACCUCGUCUUCUUAUUCAGAAUACAUGCCGUCGUCGUCGUUUUCAACUGAUUUCGACGUGUCUAACAUGUUGAAACCGUCAAGUUCUCAGAUGUUUGGACCAAUUGAUAUACACAUUCCACGUAAAGAUUCUCGUCAUCAUCAUCAUCUUCGACAUCUUCGUGCAAGGCUGGCACCAGAGAGACUGUGUUUUGGAACACUUCGACCUCAGACUGCGGCCUAUUUGAUUUGUAUUGCAGCACUACAUGAAAUUACUUUUGGCACAAUUCUGGUGUUUGCAAGUGGUUAUGGUGAGAAGGAAAGCUGGUAUCACAGUGCACAAUGGGUUGUGAUACUCACAUGUCGUCUACUACAGUACCCAUCAUGUCUUAUUGCACUUUUUGGAAUUCGGAAUAAUAAUCCAGCGUUGAUUGUUCCAUUUAUGUUGUCACAGGUAUCACUUGGAAGCUACGCCGAUCUUCACACAUACAUCCAAAUGGUAUCAAAAUGUUCAUCAUCAGCUCCACUUCCGACAACUUCUCCAAUUAUUUUAAUUGUAAUUCCAAUUCUAGUUUAUGCUGGUGCUCUCAUGUUCUUUAUUUAUAAUAUGUAUAUGGUUGUCAAGUGUAUUACAGUAAUUCGUGGUGAUAGUGGAAGAGGUGGUUUAGAUGGACCACAACCAUCUGAACGAUCAAUUAAUGAUGAUCUAUUUCUGUAAAUAAAACAAUUUUUGAACAACCUUAAAUUAUGUAAAUUUGUAAAUUCUGUAAUUCAAUGAAGAUUUUUUGAAAUA
This is a messenger RNA of Caenorhabditis elegans, 1028 nucleotides long. RefSeq lists its product as uncharacterized. Lineage: Eukaryota; Metazoa; Nematoda; Chromadorea; Rhabditida; Rhabditidae. Bases 282 to 953 code for a protein of 223 amino acids. The record is from RefSeq and is marked reviewed. The transcript has 3 exons.